Protobothrops mucrosquamatus (brown spotted pit viper) is the source of this 306-nucleotide messenger RNA. RefSeq names its product islet amyloid polypeptide-like. The transcript is spliced from 3 exons. The coding region runs from base 1 to 306 and encodes 101 amino acids. The record is from RefSeq and is a predicted model, not a curated record. Gene Ontology annotation, cellular component: extracellular region. NCBI's taxonomy places the organism in Eukaryota, Metazoa, Chordata, Lepidosauria, Squamata, Viperidae. Gene Ontology annotation, molecular function: hormone activity.
AUGUGCAGUCUUAAGGGACCUUUUAUUUUCGUCAUCUUGUCUCUUACUUUAAACUCCCUGGAAGCAACACCGGUCAAGAGACUACUUUCUUUGGCUUUAUCUUAUGGCACAUCCAACAGACAGUUGUAUCCCUGCCACCAUCUGGAGAAACGGAAGUGCAACACCGCCACUUGUGUGACACAACGCUUGGCAGACUUCCUAGUCCGGUCCAGCAACACCAUCGGAACCAUUUAUUCGCCUACCAAUGUAGGGGCCAACACUUACGGGAAGAGAGGCAGAGAAGUUCCCAACUAUCUACAGCUUUAA